UGUUCAAACCAACCUACUUAGCUAGCGGCUGAUAAAUUCCCCGGCAGCGGGAGACAUUUCAUGCCGGCGUUGCGAGACAAAAUAUCCGGACUGAAUUGUUUGCACAGAAAAGUCUAUUUGCUAAUUAGAAAGCAAUCUUCUUGAACAAAUCUACAGCAUCCUGUCUGCAGGGAAAUUGCGCUACAGCCUACAGGUAAUCAUUUCAAUUUAAGGCUGCAAAAAUCUUGUCUCGACCCCAAGAAUCGAUUAGCUCUAAAACCCAGGUGGAAGGUCACAAGGUUCAAUACCAAUGUGGAGUUUAUAUUUAGGCAGUAUUGGAACACGGAUCCAAAGGAAGAUUUACCUAUAUAAUGUGACCUUUGGACUGUACAUGCUCGAGUGGUGGGAGCGAUAUAUUUUCAAUACUAUGAUGAUAGUCUUGUUGUGUACGUUUUACUACAAAUUUUGCCACAAUGGGUCACGCUAUAUGGUAGAAAGUAUCAAAAGGCUUAUCUGGCAUGUAAGUGCAGGAGCGUGGGAAAAUUAUUCUGUGCUUCCUGCCGAAGACCAUCAUCAUUUUCCUAGUGAUUGAGAUUUUGUAAGUCAGGCGUUACAGUAGAUUUAUGAUAAUAUCUAGGAAGUGUGUAAAUGCAUUUUUCCUCUCUUAGCCUGCAGCCACAUUGUACAAUCCCUGUACAUCAUGUGGCUUGUGAGGAUGAGAAGACAUCUAAUGGUUCAUUUGGUAAGGUUUAGGUAUUGUCGAGGCUAGUAAUUUUUAUUUCUGAGAGAUUAGUCUUGCUGCAGUAGGCUUUUUAUUGCAUCUAAGUUCAAAUUCGUACUCUAAACAGUAAUUUCUAAUUGCAAUCAUUGUGGACUUCUCAUAAGAAAUUUUCUUACAGAUCAAUGUAAAAAAUUUGACUGGUA
Cryptomeria japonica (Japanese cedar) is the source of this 903-nucleotide messenger RNA. RefSeq lists its product as uncharacterized. The transcript has 5 exons. NCBI's taxonomy places the organism in Eukaryota, Viridiplantae, Streptophyta, Pinopsida, Cupressales, Cupressaceae. Bases 290 to 571 code for a protein of 93 amino acids. The record is from RefSeq and is a predicted model, not a curated record.